AUGAAUGUAAUAGAUGAAGAACUACGCUAUGCCACAAAAAUUAUUUCCAAUUUAAAAGAUUGCAAUAAAUCAUUGCAGGAUGAAUGUUCCAGUCAGGUAAAAAGUUUUGACCGGGAAAGAAGGACUUGGAAUCGUACUUUGAAACAGAUCAAUGUGGAUAAUCAAAAAAUCCGUAGUAAUGCUAUACAACUUAUUAAUGAGGUUAAACGGCUGAAGAGUGAAAAUACUAGUCUUAUAUCCCGGCUUUCCCGUGAACAGAUUUCCUAUACCAAAUACAAAACCAAAUACGAAGCUCAAUUGAGAGAUAUAAAAUUGCUCCAGUCUAUUACUAAGAAAUUAGAAAAUAAGUUAGCUUUAGUUCAGAAAAACUCGACAAAAAAAGAUUCCGAAAUCCUAUCUCUCAAAUCUAAAAUUACUGAAUCGGAAAUUGAGCUGGAGCGUUUAAAAUCAGAUGCUAUAUCUCGGGUUUUACCAUUAGGAGAAGCAAUUAGUGGAGGUGGCGAGGGGCCGAGUCUCAUUUCUUCUGCAAUAGUGGAACCUUUAGAUUUACUAAAGAAAAAUAUAGCAAAUUUCGAUGUUAUCUCUGCAGUUGGUAAACCUAAGCCAGAUUUUAGUAAGUUUUUAAAACGUAGAAAAAAUAUGGACCAAACAGAAAGAAUUGAUGUACACCAAUUCAGUGAUACCAUAAAUAAGGCUAACAAUGAAGCAAAACCUCAAAUACCUGAUUCUUCAAGAUCAACUAAUAUGAAGUCUUCUAUCAGUGAAGGUAGCCAUGUUGGUACCUCACAAAUAGUAGAGAUUAAAGAUUUUUCGGAAGAUACCGUUUCUAAAACCGAUUUCAUUGGAAAUGAUCAAAGCCACACAAUUAAAACAGAAAUGGCCGAGAUAUUUCCUGUUGGAAUAAUACCUAUUGUAGGAAGUAAUCUAUUCUCACCCAAGUUUAUGUAUGCAGUUCUCGCUUUUUUGAUAGUUGUAGUGAUAUGGCUCAUUAUAGUAAAGCCUAUAAGUGAAGCAAGAAAAAAAGAUAAAUUUUUUGAUGACGAAAAACAUUAG
Molecule: messenger RNA, 1053 nt
Organism: Entrophospora candida
Lineage: Eukaryota; Fungi; Glomeromycota; Glomeromycetes; Entrophosporales; Entrophosporaceae
Source: the annotation of a GenBank genome assembly